Molecule: messenger RNA, 625 nt
Organism: Lactuca saligna
Lineage: Eukaryota; Viridiplantae; Streptophyta; Magnoliopsida; Asterales; Asteraceae
Source: the annotation of a GenBank genome assembly
AUGCUCCGAUCGCUUAUUGGGCCUACCUUCUCUCUUCUUCUUCUCGACUACAGGAGCACGUGCACGGCGUACUCAAAAUUCGUUCAAAUUGGGGACAGAACAAAUGGAAAUGCAAUAAGCCCUAAGUUGGAAAUGAGGAUGAUGACACGUGAUUCACAUCAGGUAAUGACUUUAGGGUUGCAGUGGAAGAAGGAGAAAGAGAGUUGUUGGGAUAGUAUUGCUUUCUUCACCCGAUUUCUUUCUGCAUAUACAACACACGUUACGAGUUACAGCUCGUAUGGUUAUCUACUCUUAUUUGGAUCCGACUCCGACCCAUUUUUAGCUUUGGAUCUGACCCGACUCAUUUUAACUUUAAUAUCUUUAAUUAAAUUCACUGUCACUCUCGGGUUUAAAAAUGAGGAUCAAAACAAUUCCCACCCUACAAUAGUUUCAGUGGUCACCAAGGCUGAGCUCUGGCUAAUUUCCACCCUACUUUUAAAAGGUGAGCAGGUCUAAUUUCCUGCACUAGGGAUGCUCUGAUCUGAUGAAGUUCUUGGAAAGUGUGUACAUGAAAAAACUCUUGAAAAGUGAGUUGCAUUUGUUCUACAUCUACUCUUUAAGCAUAAUUUCUUAAAAAAUUCCUAGA